Messenger RNA from Oreochromis niloticus (Nile tilapia), 1900 nucleotides. Its product is annotated as proline-rich transmembrane protein 1. The transcript has 4 exons. The record is from RefSeq and is a predicted model, not a curated record. Bases 152 to 709 code for a protein of 185 amino acids. Gene Ontology annotation, cellular component: membrane. Lineage: Eukaryota; Metazoa; Chordata; Actinopteri; Cichliformes; Cichlidae.
CAGCUCUUUUAAUUUGAAAGCGGAAGUGUGAAAUGCAGUGAUAUGUUUGGCGAAGGGCUACGCUGACAAAUUGUCAAACAUUUGGAAUAGGACUGCGACGUCUAACGCACCGUUUUCAGCUGGAAAAUUUAAAAGAGUUUGAAUUUGCAGUAUGGAUUCAGGGAAACACCCAAGCGCUCCACCAGCAGGAUGGUCCAGUGAGAAGUCCUCCAUGGGACAAGCGCCCCCUCCACCCUACCAGGACGACAGUAGCCCUGGCCCUGGAUACCCACUGCAGGGUUAUCCCGGACAGCCUGCAGGAGUAGGAUAUGGACAGCCUGCAGGGGCAGGAUAUGGACAGCCUGCAGGGGCAGGAUAUGGACAGCCAGCUCAUCCCAUGGGUGGACAGUACCCUGCGCCUCAGCAGGGUACCGUCGUGGUCCAGCCCACAGUCUUUGUGGCUCAGGGUCCUCUAGCUAACCCUGUCAAUGACUACUUGGGCUACUCCAUCUUCACCAUGUUGUGCUGUUGCCUGCCACUUGGAAUUGCCGCCCUUAUCUUCUCCAUCUCGGCUCGGGAAGCCAACCAUGUUGGCGACCGGAUGUCAGCGGAGCGGAGCAGCAGGACAGCCAGGACACUGAACCAUGUGGCUGUGGGACUCGGUAUCGCUGGCCUGAUCCUCUCAAUUGUUUACGUGGCAGUUAUGAUAAAUGCCAUCGGCAAACACUGAUUUAACAUGUUUUCCAUAUUGCCUCUCCAUGCUCAGAAACAGGUUAUGUGAUCAUAUCAGGAACAUUAUUGGUUUUCAGGGUGAUGUUUUAUUGGAAAUUUUUGAGUUUGUGGCCCCUUAUGCGCUGAAACAUCUUUAAAGUUAACCCUAUAAUGCCAUUUCUAUCAUAUUUGCCCUCUUUGCCAUCAACAUAAUCAAUACUUUCCAUAAUUUUAAAAUGUUAUGGACAAAACUCUUUUUUAAAAGAGUCUAAAAUUAACAUUGUUAACAAAAAAUUGUCAAAAACGCCCAAUGUAUCCAAUGUGAUACAAAAAAAAUCUCAUAAAUAUAUCAUAAACAACAUGAUAUAGCAAAAAAAAUGUGGAUUUGGUUAUAAGGGUUAUUAAACAUCUCAGUUCCAAAAAAUCUGAAUUUUCUGGGUAUUUUUUGAUGGGUUGGGUCUUACAGAGUUAAUAAAAUUAUAUUGGCAAUUUAUUGUUAUGAUCUUGCAGAAUACAUCCAAAUCACUGCAGCCCAUUACUCUUCAGCAGUGUGAAGACUAACAUCUAUUACCAAAGAUUCAUAUUUACUAAUCAGUUAUUUUGCUUAUGAUUUGCUUUUGUAUGUUAUCAUGCAUUUAUCAUCACAUUUUUGACAUGUAUGAUUUCUUUUUUCUCAAUUUUGAUGCCUCAUGAAUUGAGUUUAUUGUGCUUUCAUUACACAAGCAAAAUUCAUGCCAUACAAAGUUUACGGUUCAUGAUUAAAUGGCAAAUGAUUAUCAAAAUUGUAUUUAGGUUGUGAGAUUAAAGUUUGACUUUGAGUUUUAUGAUAGAUUUUUGGAAAAGUAUUAAAAGGCUAAAAGGUUUACUAAUGUUAAAAUUCCUCACAGAUGGAGGCAUUUGUUUUCUCCAUGCUGAAAAACAGUGGAAGACGAGUCUGUUGGUCAUCAGUAUUGCAACCUUAAACAGGAUGUCAUCCAGAGACUGUUUAGAGGAGCGCAAAGCUUCUCACGAAAUCAGCAGCAAAGUAGAAACAGUUGAGGCAUUAUGAGGAGCAGCUCAGUCGUUGGCUCCAACUCGGCCUGUAUUCAAACUUGUGUAGGUAUCACUGGUCUUCUGUUGCGCUCUGUCUGUGUUUUUUCUUUGUAGCCAAUGCUUAAGACUGUAUACCAAAUUUCUUUAUAAAUAAAGUUGAAGUAUUUCACGAGAAAAA